GACGUUUUCAUCGCAACGACUUCCGGUAUUAUAAGGCUUGCUAGCUUGGCGAAACAGCAGCUUACGGCAAAAUGGGCCACUUUAUAACACCAAGUAUCACAGAGUAAAUGGCACCGGUCUGCUCAGCUGCUCAACAAUGGACGCGGAUUUAGUCGAUUGUCUUGUGUUAUUAAUCCGCCCGAUCGGCGUGUCCUGCUACUUAGUCCGGCCGGCUAACUGGUUUAAUAAAACCCCGACAAGUGUUCGGCUAACUGGCGACAGGGACAUGUCAUGAGGAGAUAAUAUCUAACUUAUUUCCCCAAAAGGUUUCACAGGUUGACACAUUGAUCACGGGAGGCAGUAUGAACAGGAACUUCCAGGAGCUUUUGGAUUUUUUCGUGGUCUAAUUGGCUUCAGAUUGUGUGGAUGCGACCGUGGCCCACAUCCACAAUGGCCGGCGUGCUGUUCUCCUCGCUGAUGCUGCUCGCGGCGCUGUGCGGCCUCGGGCAGCCCAUGUCACGGGAGGAGAAGACCAAGUUGAGGAACCAAGUGGUUGAGAUGUUUGACCAUGCAUAUCAGAAUUAUAUGGACCAUGCAUACCCAGCAGAUGAGCUGAUGCCCCUGACGUGCAGAGGAAGGGUUCGUGGGCUUGAACCCAGCCGAGGUGACGUAGACGACGCUCUGGGGAAGUUCUCUUUGACCCUCAUAGACACACUGGAUACUCUGGUGCUGUUGAACAAGACAACGGAGUUUGACGUCGCCGUGAGAAGAGUAAUGACGGACGUGAGGCUGGACAACGACAUCGUGGUGUCUGUCUUCGAGACCAACAUACGGGUCCUCGGAGGUCUGUUGGGGGGGCAUUCCAUGGCUGUGAUGCUGAGAGACGGAGGUCAGCACAUGCAGUGGUACCAGGAUGAGCUCCUGCAUAUGGCCAAAGACCUGGGCCUCCGACUGCUGCCAGCCUUCAACACCAGUAGCGGCCUUCCUUACCCCAGGGUUAACCUGAAGUUCGGCGUCCGGGGUCCCGAGACGAGAACGGGCACAGAAACCGACACCUGCACCGCGUGUGCGGGGACCAUGAUCCUGGAGUUUGCUGCCUUAAGUCGCUUCACUGGCGAUCCCGUGUUUGAGGCCCAUGCCCGGAGAGCUCUGGACUUCCUGUGGGAGAAAAGACAGAGACACAGCAAUUUGGUGGGAACGACCAUCAACAUCCACUCUGGAGAGUGGGUUCGCAGGGACAGCGGAGUGGGAGCGGGAAUCGACUCGUACUAUGAAUACCUGCUGAAGGCUUACAUCCUCCUGGGAGAUGACCUGUUCCUGCAGCGGUUCAAUAUUCACUAUGCAUCUAUAAUGAAGUACAUAAGCCAGCCUCCACUGCUGCUGGACGUCCACAUCCACAAACCUCUGCUUCCCGCUCGCACCUGGAUGGACUCUCUGCUGGCCUUCUUCCCUGGACUGCAGGUGCUGAAGGGAGACAUCCGUCCCGCCAUCGAGACCCAUGAGAUGUUGUACCAAGUCACGAAGAAGCACAACUUCCUCCCGGAGGCCUUCACCACUGAUUUCAGGGUACACUGGGCCCAACAUCCGCUGAGGCCUGAGUUUGCAGAGAGCACCUAUUUCCUUUACAAGGCGACAGGCGACCCGUACUACCUGGAGGCCGGUCGCACCAUCCUGGACAACCUCAACCGCUUUGCUCGUGUUCCCUGCGGCUUCGCCGCCAUGAAGGACGUGCGCACGGGGAGCCACGAGGACAGAAUGGACUCGUUCUUCCUCGCCGAGAUGUUCAAGUACCUGUUCCUGCUGUUUGCCGACGCCGAGGAUCUGACGUUCGACGUGGAGGACUACAUCUUCACAACCGAGGCCCACCUGCUGCCGCUGUCCCUCUCCACCGCCCCCCACUCAUCGUCCGUCCCCUCGAACAAAACGUCCAAGGAGGAGCUGGACGACUCGAACUUCGAUUGGACCUGCCCAAACACCCGCCUCCUGUUUCCCGACCCGGCCUUCCCCCGCAAGCUGAGAGACCCGAUCCGCAGCGCUGUGGACAAGAGCUGCCCCCGGCCCUCUCCUUACCGGGAGCCCGGGAUGGGCCAUCCUCCACUGAGGGCUCAGGACUUCAUGGCAAACAACCCGGAACACCUGGAGCUGCUGAGGAGGAUGGGUGUCAGUCUCAUCCACCUCAAAGAUGGCCGGGUGCAGCUGGUCCAGCACGCGACCCAGGCGGUGAGCGCGGUGGCGGCGGAGGACGGCGUGCGUUUCAUGCAGGAGAUGAUGGAGCUGUCCAGCCAGCAGCAGAAAGAGCAGCUGCCCCCCCGAGCCAUUCAGAUCGUCUCCCACCCGUUCUUUGGCAGGGUCGUUCUGACCGCCGGCCCGGCUCAGUUUGGCCUGGACCUGUCCAAAAGUUCCACAGGGGUCCGAGGCUUCGCGACCGUGGCCGAACCCUACAGCGGCUGCAGCGAGAUCACCAACGCCGAGUACGUCCGGGGCCACAUCGCUCUGCUUCAGCGGGGCCAGUGCAUGUUCGCCGAGAAGGCCCGGCACAUCCAGAAGGCCGGCGCCAUCGGAGGCAUCGUCAUCGACGACAACGAGGGCAGCAGCAGCGACACGGCGCCCCUGUUCCAGAUGGCGGGAGACGGCCGCAGCACGGACGACAUCCCCAUGCCCCUCCUCUUCCUCUUCCACAAGGAGGGCAACAUCCUGUUGGAGGCGCUGAAGGAGUACAGGGAGGUGGAGGUGCUGCUGAGCGACAAGGCCCGCGACAGAGCCGCCAUAUUCAAAGGUAAACCUCUUCCUGGCAGCGUGAUUGAGGGCUGUGUGGACGAACCACAAGCGGAGGGAGACUGCCUAACCGAGGCAACGACUCCCACCUCCUUCGAGCCAAUCGGCCAAUCGCAAGCGAGCACGUCGGAGGGAGACCGGCUCACCCAAUCGCAGCAGGGCGCCGGUGCCGUUGAGGAAGACGUGAGUCCCGCGGAGGAAGUCCGACCGCCGCCGGAGGAGGAGGAGGCGGCGGAGGACGUGACGUCACCGGAUGAGGAUUUGGCUCCGCCCAAAGAGGAGAGAGACUCCGAGGACGGGGAAGGGCCCGAGGGCGGCGAGGACUCAGGCAGCCGGCAGGUGGACGAGCUGCUGGCGGACUGGCGGGAGGACUUGGAGGCCUUCCAGCAGAUGGAGAAGGACGAGCUCUGACAGCCGCCGGGGCGGUUUGAUCCCGCCGUUAAGGGGGGGUGGGGUGGGGCGCCUGGAGGGGACGUGUCUCCACGAGUCCCACCCCCCCCAGCGUCGAUCCGGUUGAGCUGACGGAGAAGAUGUCCCACGUGACUGUCUGUUCUCACGCUCUCUGUCGAUGGUGUCAUGGUGCCAAGGCCGCCCACAUCCUGUGUCUCCGGGUCACAUGGGACCCGCUAGUUUAGGAAUGCGAGACCCGGGGGGGGGUGGUUCUCGCGUCGCCAUCCAAGCCGUCUCCGUCUGACUCAAAUGAAUGCCGGUCCAACAACUAAUAAUUAACCCAUAGACCAAUUCAUUUUUAUUUUAAAAUGUGCUGAUUGUGUGCGAUGAUACGGUGUCGGGCCUUUUAUCGUGUGUCCACGUUGAUGUUGAUGUGACAUUGAAUAAGCUGCAGGGUGUUUUCCUUUUCUUUUUUUUUUUUGAUGGCUUAAUGAUUGCAGAGGCUCGACACCAUACUGGACGUGUCUCUGGAGGACAUCUGAAAUCAUCUUGUCGUGGUGUAAAUACGUGUCGGUCAGGGUGUAGCGACUGAAACGGUAUUCGCGGCGGUUCUCUCCACAAACAACAACAACAACAACAACAACAAUAAUAAUAUCAACGGCCUCUGGAUCACACCGAGCAGACACACCCUCGGCGGCGCGGCGGGAGAGAUUACACACCCACGAGCCGCCACGAGGGGGCGCUCCGACAUCUGUCUGAUUUGGAGGGAGCCAAAAAUAAAGCAAUGAAUUGACAUGAUGAAAUUAAAUAAAAAUGAAGAGGGGAAAUUGG
Molecule: messenger RNA, 3975 nt
Organism: Pungitius pungitius (ninespine stickleback)
Lineage: Eukaryota; Metazoa; Chordata; Actinopteri; Perciformes; Gasterosteidae
Gene: edem3
Product: ER degradation enhancer, mannosidase alpha-like 3
Exons: 22
Coding region: 406-3165 (919 amino acids)
Biological process (GO): carbohydrate metabolic process; mannose trimming involved in glycoprotein ERAD pathway; endoplasmic reticulum mannose trimming
Cellular component (GO): endoplasmic reticulum; membrane
Molecular function (GO): mannosyl-oligosaccharide 1,2-alpha-mannosidase activity; calcium ion binding
Source: RefSeq, a predicted model, not a curated record